CCCCCCCUCCCCCGCCCCCGCCCCCGCCCCGGCGCUGCGGGUUUCCUGGCGCUGCUGAGCCUCAGGGCCGUGCGGGGGAGAUCCCGGGCCUCGCCGCAGCCAUGGCGCUGAACCCGGUGAUCGGGAAGCUGGUCAGCAAGAGGGUGGUGCUGGCCAGCGCCUCCCCCCGGCGGCAGGAGAUCCUCGCCAACGUGGGUCUCCGAUUUGAGGUAGUUCCAUCCUGGUUUAAAGAGACACUUGAGAAGUCAUCUUUUGCAGUCCCUUAUGAGUAUGCCAUAGAAACAGCAAAGCAGAAGGCACUUGAAGUGGCAAAUAGAAUGCAUCUAAAACACCUUAGAACUCCAGAUAUUGUUAUAGGAGCAGACACUAUUGUGGUCUCAAAAAGCUUUACAGAGGAGACUGUGGGAAAACAGAUUCUGGAGAAACCAGUUGAUAAACAAGAUGCAUAUAAGAUGCUGUCAAGGUUGAGUGGGAAGGAGCACAGUGUCUUUACGGGAGUGGCCAUUGUUCACUGCAGCAGUAAAGAUAAUCGUCUGGAGACUGAAGUCACUGAUUUCUAUGAAGAGACAAAAGUUAAAUUUGCUGAACUAUCUGAGGAGCUUUUGUGGGAGUAUAUUCACAGUGGUGAACCAAUGGACAAAGCGGGUGGUUAUGGAAUCCAGGCCCUUGGUGGAAUGUUAGUGGAAUAUGUUCAUGGAGACUUCCUGAACGUGGUGGGCUUUCCUCUGAAUCACUUCUGCAAAAAGUUAGCAGAGUUGUAUUAUCCGCCCCUCAAGCAUACUAUACAGCAUGUCAAGCAUGACUCUAUCCCCUCCGUCGAGACUUUUGAGAACCUCAGUGAUGGAGAGAGUGACUCUUCAAAUCCCAUGCAGCAUAAAAGUGCUAACAAAUUAGAGAGGAAUGGAGUGCCCCUCUCAGGAGCCGUUCAUACUCCAGUAAACAGUGGUAGCAUCCAGCCUGUUUGUACAGUGGCUGUGGAAAAUCAGAGUGGAGUGAUGGAAUAUCCAGCUAAAUUCCCAUCAAAAAUUGUAGAACUUAUGGAUGGCUUCAGAGCUUCAAAGGCUUUGUUUGUGGCCUCUAAACUGAAAGUGUUUGAUCUUCUGAAAGAUAAAUGUAUACUGAAGCCUGUGGAUGUUGCCAAUAAGAUAGAAGCCUCUGUGUGUGGAACAGAGAGACUGCUCGAUGCUUGUGCUUCUCUUGGAUUGCUGGAGAAAACCCAUCAAGGUUACAGUAAUACAGAUUCAGCGAACACAUAUCUGGUGUCAGACAGAGAAUAUUCACUUCAUGGCUACAUUAUCCACUCUAAUGACCGCCUUUGGCAUCUCUUUACACACCUGGAGGUUGCUGUCAAAGAGGGGACCAUGCAGACCCAUCGGGCUUUUGGAAAGGAAACAGAGGACUUGUUUCAGGAUUCCAGUUAUCACAGUGUGGAGGCAAAGCAGCGUUUCAUGACUGCCAUGCACAGCAUUGCCAAAUUGACAGCAAGAGAUGUGGCAAGAGCUUUUGAUCUUUCACAGUUUAGAUCUGUCUGUGAUUUGGGAGGUUGCACUGGAGUUCUGGCCCAUGAGCUAGUACAAAAAAACCCAAACCUAAACGUCACUGUAUUUGACCUUCCAGACGUCAUUGCAAAUGUCUCUUGCUUUCAGCCUUCAGGACAGCACAUAACUCCAGUGACAUUCACAGCAGGUGAUUUCUUCAAAGAUAAUCUUCCAGAAGCAGAUCUUUACAUCCUUUCACUAAUUCUACAUGACUUGAAUGAUGAAAAGAUUCACAUAUUGUUAAGCAAAAUAUCAGCUAUUUGCAAACCAGGAAGUGCCUUGCUACUGGCAGAAAUUGUGCUUGAUGAAGAGAAAACACACCCUCCUAGAGCAGUAUUACAGUCCCUCAGCAUGACUGAAGGCAAGCAGAGAAGUGGAUCAGAGUAUAAGCAACUACUGGAGAAAUAUGGAUUCACCAAUGUGCAAAUUAAGAUUACAGGAAACGUUUUAGAUGCGAUUUUGGGCUUUAAGAAAACUUCUGCACAUUAGUUUGCACUGCAAGCUGUGGCAUUUUCCUGGCUGAAAUGGUGUUGGAUAAUGAGAAGAAAAGAAGGAGUAUAGCUUUGCUGCAGUCCUUGAACGUGCUUGUCAGACACAGGGAAAGGAGAGGAGUGGCUCCGAAUAUAGAUGUUUACUGGAACAUCAUGGCUUCACAAAUGUAGAAAUUAAACUGACAGGAAAUGUGUUAGAUGAUGUCUUCUACACUAAGAAAUAAAGAAAUUGUAUUUGGCAAUAAAAACCAGAACACAUCAGCAA
Molecule: messenger RNA, 2294 nt
Organism: Chelonia mydas (Green sea turtle)
Lineage: Eukaryota; Metazoa; Chordata; Testudines; Cheloniidae
Gene: ASMTL
Product: acetylserotonin O-methyltransferase like
Exons: 15
Coding region: 102-2027 (641 amino acids)
Molecular function (GO): nucleoside triphosphate diphosphatase activity; O-methyltransferase activity
Source: RefSeq, a predicted model, not a curated record